CCGGAACAAGUUCUCGCGAGAACUGCGGCCGCAGUAAUGGCGGUGCUGCUUGAAACGACGCUCGGUGAUAUUGUUAUUGAUCUGUUCACGGAUGAAAGGCCUAAAACUUCCUUAAACUUCCUGAAGUUAUGCAAAAUAAAAUAUUACAACUACUGCCUCAUCCACAAUGUGCAGAGAGACUUCAUCAUACAGACUGGAGAUCCAUCUGGAACGGGUCGUGGAGGAGAAUCUGUGUACUGUAAACUGUACGGAGACCAGGCCCGCUUCUUUGAUGCAGAGAAAGCUCCACGUAUCAAACACAGGAAGAGGGGGACGGUGUCCAUGGUCAACAAUGGGAACGAUCAACAUGGCUCUCAGUUUCUCAUUACAACAGGUGAGAACCUGGACUAUCUGGAUGGAGUGCACACUGUGUUCGGAGAAGUCACUGAAGGGCUAGACGUCCUGACAAAGAUCAAUGAGUCCUUUGUCGACACAGAUUUUGUCCCAUUUCAGGAUAUUAGAGUGGUCGCAUUGGAGCUGAUGAAGUCAUCGAUGAUACAGAAGGGAAAAAAGCCGAGGAGCUGGAGGAGAGGCUGCAGGAGAAGGAUGCCAAAACUCACGCCAUCCUCCUGGAGAUGGUGGGGGACCUCCCUGAUGCAGACGUGAAGCCACCAGAGAACGUUCUGUUUGUGUGCAAACUGAACCCGGUCACUACAGAUGAGGACCUGGAGAUCAUCUUCUCUCGCUUUGGGGCCAUAAAAAGUUGUGAGAUCAUCAGAGACUGGAAGAGUGGAGAUUCUCUCUGUUACGCUUUCAUUGAGUUUGAAAAGCAAGAAGACUGUGAGAAGGCUUACUUCAAAAUGGACAACGUGCUCAUCGAUGACCGGCGGAUUCAUGUGGACUUCAGCCAGUCAGUAGCAAAGAUCAAGUGGAAAGGAAAAGGUGGGAAGUACACCAAAGAUGACUUUAAAGCCUAUGAGAAAGACUUGGAGAACCGAUCCAAACUGGCUCUCAAAGAUCAAAUGAAGCCUAAACAAGAAUCCAAGUAUGAGUUGCUAAUUGAGGAUGAGGAGGAAACGAGCCAUCAGUACUCUGAGAAGAAGCACAAAGAGAAGAAGCACCAUCAUCAUUCAGACGAGGAGGACAGAAGGAAGUCUAAAAAGCACAAGGAUGGCGAGGAGAGCAGGCGAGACAGGAAGUCGGGCCGCCAGCGCUCACGCUCCAGAGACCGCGAGCCCAAACACAGCAAGUCCCGGUCCAAACACGAGCGGGGCUGCAGGGAGCGCAGCCGCUCCCCCGCACACUCCAAGGACAAGGAGCGCAGCCGAUACCGAUGAGGAGGAGGACUUAUUAUCACCCAACAGUCCUGUCUGUUAGCAAAAUAUCUCAUAUUUCACUGAAACACUCAGUCACUGGAUGUCAACCCAGUUCAAGAUGGCCGCCAUCACCUCAGCUGUACUCCAGAUAUUUUUACACACAUUGAUCUAAACUCACUGAGCUUUUGUUUUGUUGUUGCAGUAUCCUUGUUUGUUAGCUAAAUAUCAGAUCUGAUUAACUUUCAGUGAAUCCUAUUCAAGAUGGCCGCCACAUUGAGGCCAGCCCUACAUGUUUACAUGUUUACAGCUCAGAGUCACAGCUGCUGAUUGAGGUGGUAGUAGCAGAGAGUCAUCCUCUGCUGGAGGAACAAUGUAGAUCAUCUAAAACCCUGUUUUUAUUUGCAUGUAAACAUUAAAGUUUGUCCUGGGUGUGGAACUUCUGUUA
Molecule: messenger RNA, 1740 nt
Organism: Austrofundulus limnaeus
Lineage: Eukaryota; Metazoa; Chordata; Actinopteri; Cyprinodontiformes; Rivulidae
Gene: ppil4
Product: peptidylprolyl isomerase (cyclophilin)-like 4
Biological process (GO): protein peptidyl-prolyl isomerization
Cellular component (GO): nucleus
Molecular function (GO): RNA binding; peptidyl-prolyl cis-trans isomerase activity
Source: RefSeq, a predicted model, not a curated record